Molecule: messenger RNA, 2133 nt
Organism: Vitrella brassicaformis
Lineage: Eukaryota; Vitrellaceae
Source: the annotation of a GenBank genome assembly
ACAAAAGACUAUCCGGCUUGCAAUACUAUACACAGACACACACAGACACACAUGCAUGCAUCAGUCAGGUCGUCGUCAAAGAGACGCCGGCAGUGUCUAAGAUGCACGAGAUGAGAAAGGGCAGCGGCACCAGCGAGAGGGCAUAGAUGGCCGCCAGCGUCUGCGCCAUCGACUCGGCCUCCUCGCGCUGGCCUUGUUUCUGCACACAUCACAUCCACAUGCACAUACCUUGUGGAAACGACUCGCACCUUCCCAGCUGGGUGUAUCUGCCACUUGCCUGCAGAAUGACGACAGUAUUCUGCGCAGGAGGCAUGCAGCCCUCGAGCAGCAGCAGAAACAUCAACACUGGGUCAGCCUGAUGGGAUGGAGGGAGGGAGGGAGGGAGGGAGGGCGGGACGGGCCAUAGAGUCGUGGUGAUAAUGAGUGCCUGUCUGUCUGCAGUCUGUCUGUCAUACUCUGCAUAACACACCUGUAUGAGCGAUGUCCUCUGCGCGAGUCUGACGACGGCAAAUGUGAUUGCGGGCAUCACACCGAAUCUCGCCAGUGCGACGGCCGGCAGCUGAAAAGCCUGCAACCAGCCAAACAAAUAGCCACCGCUGCACUGACACGAACGUGUGUUCGAGACUAUAUCGCCGUAUCUCCUCUUGAUUACAUUGACGCGGAAUCCCCCUUGUGCGAAUCCACGAUACAGCGACCCUGAGAGACACACACGACGGCGGCAACGAUACACGUACGUGUGUCAGUCAGUUCCGUCAGCGUGCUGUCAGUCAUCGGCAGUCUGACCGACCAGCGAGGGUGAGUAGUACAGCCGGCAGGUAGAGACUGCCCACAUUGCGCACCGCAUCCACUAGCGGACGAACCACACACGAAGGAUUGGCGAAGAAAAACGAGCGAGUCCACGGAAGACCUCCUGCAUCGCACAACACAAACCCGUCUGCUUCCUUCCUUCCCUGCCACCAUGUGAAUGCGUGGACCUGCGAGUGCGCCAGCGAGGCACCCGAGCACAGGCGGCCUGACCAAACUGUCUCGCGCCUCCCUCAGUACACCACUCCACGAUGGUUUGUUGUUCACUUUGUCUCGGUCAUCAGCAAGGAUGUUGUAGCCCAGCGACCACAGAAAGGGCGACCACCCAAGCAGGUAAAAGGCAAUGAAGGCUUCACAGCGCUGAAGGAUCGAGGCAUCUUCAUGGAAGGGCAUAUACCAUAUGAGCAGUGAACACAGUGACUGACACAUGUGGAUCCAUGGGCGUGGGGUACGGCACCUUUAUGGGUCCUGAAGAGGGCGCGACAAAAGAGUAGAGGCAAAGGGCCGGAGUUGGCAAAUGUAGCCAUUGCCGCAACCUGCCUAGCCUCCCUGCUGCCACGGGGCAGCCGGCCGACAUGCCGCAGUAAACCACCCACACACGAACCUGCAGGUGCACACACCUGAUGCGAUGCGCCUUGGAUGAGUGCGUGACUGUGUGGCUUACCUUACCUAUGAGUAUCUGCAGGACAGCGAAGACGGGCAGAGGGGCGAGGAGAGAGAGGCCGCCCGGUGUGGUGGAGAUGGUCUCAGCCACAGACACGAACAGGAAGGCCGGCUGCGCGAUGGAAUACACCAGCUCACUCAAACACCUGCACGCCGAAUGCAUUGACCAGACACUCAGCUGCAAAGCCUGGCUAGCCUUGCUGCUGACUCGCCUCGCCUCGCCUGAUCUUGGCCUGGUCCAGCACACCGAGGUGCCCAGCAAUGGCGCCAAUCACUCCCACAUACAGCAGGUUCAGAACGGCGCCGAGCGAUGCCUUGAAGAUGACUGGAUUGGGCACCGGCAGCCCGCCGGCGAGGGACGGCACCUACACUCGACACACACAGUGAAUUAAUGCGGAGAAGGCAAACAGCCAACAGUGCAGUACACACAAGAUGCUGGCUGCCCCACCGCCAAAGCAGGAGCAGCCGUUGAUUGCAGUUGAGUGCAGCUCCCAUCAAGAGGUGACGGCACACGCGGCUGCCGUCUGACCAGAGCUGUGCUCCUCCAUCGUACGCAUGGGUUGUUGAUGCUGCCAGAUCUCGAAAGAAGGCCGCUGUUUGCGAUAGAUGGAACAAGAGGCAAUGGUGCAAAGGCACACGUGGGCGCCAUCAAAGGCGAUGAUUCCU